This is a messenger RNA of Aspergillus japonicus CBS 114.51, 408 nucleotides long. RefSeq lists its product as uncharacterized. The record is from RefSeq and is a predicted model, not a curated record. Lineage: Eukaryota; Fungi; Ascomycota; Eurotiomycetes; Eurotiales; Aspergillaceae. Bases 1 to 408 code for a protein of 135 amino acids. The transcript is spliced from 2 exons.
AUGCCUCACCAUUGCACCGUCUGCAAAGACACCGUGAAGCUACACUGCGUGCGCCGCGGGCACGUGACCGAAUGCACCGAGCUCUCCUGCAAGCUCCCCUACCAGAGCUCCCGCGAGAAGGACUGCCCUUACUGCCGGAAUGCGCUGCAGAAGCGGGCGGCCCGCGAGGGGAGUAUCCCCAAGGACACAGAUGAGAGCGACGAUGCAAUGCUCGCGUCUGCUGGCGGGAACGGCGAUAGCGACAAGGAGAACGACUCUCCUGACGGAGUGCGAGCCCAAAGGCAGAGGCAGCAGAGGCAGCAGAGACAGCCGCAGCCGAAGAAGCAGAAGAAGAAGAAGGGCAAGCAUGUGCGCGAGACCCGCAAGUUGAAGGAUAUUCGGCGCAGUAGGCCGGGCAAGUUGAAGUAG